CUUCGUACAGCACCACUGUUGAGGCUGAGAGACCAGCUAAGCUCUCUCUUUACCCUUAUGCUUGUGACUUGACACAACAACCAGCUUGCGCCAGCUUGCGCGGCAAGACCAGGCAGAGACACGUCGUGUCUUGUCCGCUAUCUUGCGUGUAAAUUCACCCACGCCGGCCUUACUCGAAUCGUCGUCUGUAUCGUCUAGAUCGUCUACAUUUUUUUGAACUUCGACUGGCGAUUCCUUUUCGAGUGAACGAGGUGCUGCGGCGGCCAGAGGGGCUGGCGUAAGCCCUUCCUCAAGACAAAAUAUUGGGUCGCCCUUCACUUUCCAUGACGGUCCUGAAGAGCCCGCACCUGGACCCUCGAUGGGUGCUAGGGAUCCCUCACCUUCUCUUUCCGAUAGCCGUUUAAUAAGAGGAGCGCCCCAAAAUUACCCAAAAUGCUCCCCAUGCGAGUCCGCCGCUACCGGUCCUCGACAUCGGCGUCGAAUCUCCAGACUUCCAAAGCCGCCGACGUGCUCCGUGGCCUUCUCGGGACCCUAGCGCAGGCGGCGGCCUCGUGCCCUGCUGGUGCAUACCCGCAAAUCGACCAUCUCCUCGACCAGCUUCGACAGAUCCACCAGCAUGUCGACGCGUUGCCACCUCCGUCCCAAUCACAAGACGACUUCCGCCAUCUUCACGGCUUUCAGACCCUCCUGAACGUUCUUAGAUCGUUCUCUGGCUUCUACAGCCUGCGUAAGCGCAGCGGCGCCGAAAAAGAGAGCAUUUUUGACUUAGUACACAUGGUGCUGGCAACUCUCUCGGCAGCUUUCCGUGGCCAUCCCGGAAACAGGCGAUACUUUCAGGACAUAGUCGAGGGCGGGGGCUGGGAUGCUCUAGAGCAGAUCAUCGCCAGCAUUGGCGUGGGAGGAGGCGACUCGGACCUGUGGACCGAGUGUCAGCUGUUUGGGAAACUGCUUUCCUUUGCCCUGGACGACCAGCGUCUGGAUGAGCUCUGCCGCUCGGUGGCCCCGUGCGCAACGCCAAGCACUUCGACAACGCGGGCCGGGGAGUUACAGGAGCCGGAUGCUUCGCACAAUGACGAAGGGAGUGCCGCUUACAGCGUGGACCCCGUCGAGGCGAGGCUGGAAGAGAUCAUUGGGCCGACGACGGUUAUCCAGAACGCUGAAAUCGUUCGCGCUGUUGUCGCCUUUUGGGAAUCCAUCUCAAGGAAUCAGAGUGAUCAGACAAGCCUUGCGUCGGUGAUAGUAUUGACGACACUGUCGUCUGUUGCAUCUGCUUCCUUGUUCAACCUCAGUGCUUUGCAUGGGACUGGCAUGUUGUCCAGGCUGCUGCGCUUGCUCUUCGCCGAGGACAGCGUCCUCACUAAGUUUGAGAGGGAAAAGGCUCUCACACUAUGCAAGUCCCUGAUGUACCUUGGCUUAGACCACUUAGCAGAUGCCCAGUUCUUGCUGCGUCGCCAGGAUGCUGCCACCUCCGAGUUCUGUCUGGAAAUGACAGAAAAAUACACUGGCCCUCCAUUUAUCCAGUUCGAUCUCUCCCUUCAUGGCCACGCAUCCCUCGAGUUGCCAAAUCUUGGGAGAUCAUUCCCUCCUCAAGCAGCUCCUGGAUACACAUUUACCGCCUGGAUCCGCAUCGAUCGAUUCGACCCCCAGGCACACACAACGCUUUUCGGCGUCUUUGACUCUACCCAGACUUGUUUCCUUCUGGCAUACCUCGAAAAGGACACGAGGAACUUCAUCCUUCAGACAUCCAUCACGUCUCCGCGCCCGAGUGUUAGGUUCAAGUCAGUGGCGUUUAGAGAAGACCAAUGGUACCACAUAGCGCUCGUUCACCGCAGACCCAAAACCAUGGUGGCUAGUAAGGCAAGCCUCUACGUCAACGGCGAGUUUGCUGAGCAGAUACGCGCAGCUUACCCAAGUCCGCCGCCCGUCUCCGGCGCGGGCACGGAAAGCUUCGUGUCAUUCGCGUCGAGCAGCGGUAGGACAAACCCGGUCCAGGCAUUCUUGGGCACGCCCCGCGGCCUCGCAGCACAACUCGGGCCAGGCUUGGUGCAGUCCAAGUGGUCGUUGGCCUCGGCGCACUUGUUCGAGGACGUCCUGAGUGAUGAUCUCCUAGCAGUAUAUUACCGCCUUGGCCCUCGCUAUCAGGGAAACUUCCAGGAUUGCCUUGGCGGCUUCCAGACUUAUGAGGCCUCUGCUGCCCUUGGGCUUCGGAACGAAGUCUUCCAUCCGGGCAAGGAUGAAAACUCCGACAUCCUGAAGGCCAUCAGGGAUAAGGCGAGUACCAUUCUGCCCGAGCACAAGGUCUUGCUGAGCGCUUUCUCGCGAGCUGUGUUCUCCGCUGAUGGCAAGUUCAUGGAUUCACUUCUCUUCCGAUCGCUGUCGAAGGAUUCGGCUAGCAGCUUGUUCCUUGCGACAACCAAGACUGGGACCGCCGUUUCUAUCAACGGCGCUGUGCCUUGCAUUAAUGAUGCUCUCAUCAGGUCGAAUGGCGUCUCAAUCCUCACGGGUGAUCCUGUCGUCAUCACCCCUUACCAUUUUGACGAUAAUCUAUGGCGCCUCGGGGGUUUUACCCCAGUCGGCCUCAAGCUCGUCGAGAGGUCGUCCACCUCUGAAGAGCUGCUACGGUCUGUAGAACUCAUGUUCCAUUGCAUCAGCAACAGCUGGAGAAACAGCGAGGCGAUGGAGCGAGACAACGGCUAUGCCAUCUUGUGCAUGUUGCUUCGGGCCAAACUCGGAUAUGGCUCGUCGGGCCCUGACAGCCAGUCACAGUCAUGGCGUCUCGCGCUGACGAACGAUGCAAGAGACCGGCUCAGCUUCCAGCUGCUCAGUCUGGUGUUGCAUUUCGUCGGGUACAACCAUGCAGACCCGAUUGAAUCCUUUAUUGUCAAUCCCCUCGCCUAUCGCAUCCUCCUGAUUGAUGCCGACACUUGGCGAAGGUCGUCGCCCCUGGCUCAGGAGCUCUAUUACAAGCAGUUUGUAACAUUCGCCGUGAAGAGCAAACAUCAUCAAUUCAACGGCCGCCGUUUACUUCGAAUGCGUAUCAUCAAGAGGCUGUUGGACGCCUUGAAAGCGGAGACCAUCUCCGAGGAUAUUAUGCCUCACUUCAUGGCUUCCUUUGAAAGUCUCGUCAAGUGUAACUACAAUGCCGAAGUGCACCGCUCCAUUGCCCUCUUCAUAACUUACGCUUUCCAUACACCUCCUGGUCCUGUAUCGCGAACCCCCAAGCCUGCGUCCGCAGGCAGUCGGUCAGGGACCCCUGGCCUUGGGGUCCUCCGCCGACCUACGGUCGAUAUGAGCUCGUCGUCCGCAGCUCCAGCCUCAAAAAUGCUCUCGAAGAAGCAGCUGGGCGUCAGGAUCCUGGAGAUGUAUACACGGCUUCUCUGCGACAAGACAAACCUGACCGAUAUCCGCAAAUUCGCCAAGACGGUGACUAACAAGUGGCUACUCUACCUCCUUGCAGAGAAUGACCCGGAAAUCGUCGUCUAUGGUUGCAAGAUCCUCGCUCGCCUCUUAGUCACGCAGCCGCCGAGUUACGCCGCCAAGUUUGCGACUAAGACCGGCGGAUUUUGGAUCAUGGCAUAUCGCCUAAAACAGUGGUGGGACAUUUCAACACUCUGGCCGAUAUUAUUCAGCAUCCUCUUUGGCUACGACGUUGCCAACAUUGACUUUGACAAGUCGUUUGAUUUCUUCAGUCUUUUGGAGCUUUUUGGAACCAGCCGGAUUGUAUUCCCCGACGUGCUAUCCGUCAUAACCUCGAUGAUCCAGCACGGUCUUCGGGACAUUCUCAAGUAUCAGGAUGAUCCAGACUCACCAGCUGGCGAUCCAGCUACAACGAAGAGCUCCGUGGAGGGCCUCGGCGUUGCCCAGACAAGACCUCGUGCCCGGUCUAUGGAGCUGGGCCAGGCGCUUGAACCAAGAAAAUCCCAGCUGCCUGACAGAGAGCGCGUAGCGGCCAACGCUGCCGUUCUUCAAACGGUUAUCCGUUUCUUAGCAGACAUGCACGGCCGAUCGAUCAAUUUCAGGGACUUCUCUUUAACCUCUGACUAUGUCCGCCACCUCUUCUCGGCCUUGUACCCAAUCAUUGUCAGUGCCGAUCCUGUGACUCCAGAGACAGAACUCAACUCAAAAGACCUCACUUUUGAGGGGAACGACGUCAUCAUCCGGCCAGUUCCCGGCUCCUCGUCCACGGCGAUCCCGAUAGUCAGGACGGCAACUGCAGCUCCAGCAGAUUCCGCUCUACCCUCAUCAAGCCCGGGACGGGGCACUCCUCUUCGGCGGCCGUCAUCUUUCAUCUUGGUCACGGCACAACAACCACGCCUGUCUCCGACACCCGCACGGUUGAACCAUGUCAUGUCGCCCAAGAAGAAGGUCACCGCGAGGAAUAUCAGUCAUGCUGUACUAGAAGGGAUUCUCGAACUCGUCAUCGGCGUGUUCACCGAUCAGAUUCUUGUCAGAAAAGAAUUUCCCGGUUUCGGGUUGUUCUUGAAGGUUCCUCCGGGAUUCCAAGAACACCGGGCAUACUUUGAAACCUAUAUACUGCGGAAUGUCGUCACGCACUUGAAGAAUACCAUUCAGCUAGAUUACAAAGUCCUUUCUGAGCCGAAGGUCCUACAGAACUUGGCACGCCUCAACCUCCACAUGGUGGAAGCAGUAUUCGAAGGAUGGUUCAUGAACGGAGCUGAGACGAUGAUUGCGUUCACAGGAACCGUGCUGGAAUAUCUGCAGCGACCCGAGGUAUCGUCGUUGAAAAGCGUCCGCCUUUGUAGCUCUGCGGUUGCGACCAUUCGCGCUUCUUUUUUGAAAUUCACCCUGCUCAGGCUCUCGGAUAUGGACGACGCUGAAACUAAGGACUCUGAGGCUCUGUCUACUAUGGAGCAAUUGCUUUACUGGCAAACCGUGUUGCUAGGCUGCCUGUCGGUGGAGGACGACUACAUGAAACUGCUGUGGUACCAACUUUAUAACAAGCUGGUCGACAAACGUCACCACAUUUGUCUCGUCGCCGCAACGCUCUGGAGGAUAAUGCUUGUCCAGAAGCCCGAAGAGUCCUCGACAAUGUUCCGGCACUCAAUAGCACCGGACCAACAGUCUCUGGCUAGGGGCUUUCAGAAGCUAACUGAGCUUGAUGAUUUGUCCUUUCUCGACUGGGUUAACCAACACCGGCCAUCGCUCGACAUGUUAUUUAGCGGCGGCAUGUCGAAAGCUUGGGAGGAAUUUGUUGCCUCUGAGAAUCAGCGCACCGCUGACACUGCUAAGUUAAGGCUCAAGAGCCGAAAGGAUAAGUUAAGACAGUGGCACACCGAAUCGCUUGAGCGAGACAAUGUCCUCUUGCGCCAUGAUAUGGCAAACAGUGCGUGGAUGAAGAGCAUCUACUUCACAGAGCAUUUCAAGCAUCAGAGGCUCUUGCAAGACCAGCAAGAUGACAACGCUUUCAUGGCUUCCACGUUUGCAAAGAUGGAGCGAAAUUUGCACCGCCCAGGCGCCGUGUUCAGCGAGUCCCAAGCCAUCAAAUGGAAGCUGGACCGUACAGAAGGUCGGAACCGCAUGCGUCUUCGCCUUCUUCCGGAAUAUCCUAGACAGCAGCAGCAGGAAUUUCAGCCGAAGCGGAACAGCGCUCAAACUACCAUCUCAAAGCCUGUCCCCUCCGUGGGCAGCAUGCCGCUGACACAGGUGAGCGGGGCCGCACAGUCGGCGUCAACGACUGCUGUGGAGGCUACAAACCAGGGAACCAUGGGAGAUCCCGAUAUCUCUGCAGAGCCGGAGAACGGAGGUGCGGACCAAGAGAGCGUCGCGGCAGAGGAAGAUUUCGAGCUGGUAGAGGAUCCGAACGAGCCAGAAGGAGACGACACCUUUGAAGACAAGAACCGAAAAGUGAUGAGGAGAUUGCGGCAUGGUGACGCGGUACAGAACGUCUUCAAUAUCUCUAGGAUCGUCGGCCUCGAUGCCUCGGAAGGCAUCUUAAUCAUUGGCAAGGAGGCCCUGUACAUCAUGGACAGUCUCUUCCAAAGUGCCGAUGGUGAGAUUGUCAAUGUCUGGCAGGCACCACCGGAAGAGCGCGAUCCAUUUUCAAUAAUCAUCACAGGAGACAAGCCCAGCGAGAGACGUCAGAACCAGAGCCGGGACCAAGAAUCACGGAGCUGGAGAUGGCAGGAUGUUCUCAGUAUAUCCAAGAGACGCUUUCUGUUUCGCGACGUUGCCAUUGAGAUAUUCUUUACCGACGGCCGCAGCUACCUGCUUACCGCUAUCAACCCUGCCAUGAGAGAUGAGAUUUUCUCAAGGCUCACGGCCAAGACUCCGCACACCAACAAUGUGAGCCUUCUGCCAAACCCGGAAGAUGCAUGGCGGCUUGAAAGUCUCAGGUUUGGCGAAGACACGCCACAGACACUCGGGGCUAAGUUUGGUAGCAUCUUCAACUCGGCGGGUUGGAACCCCAUGAUGAGACGAUGGCAAAGGGGGGAGAUUUCCAAUUUCCACUACCUGAUGCUUGUCAACACGAUGGCGGGCAGGACGUUCAAUGAUCUCACUCAGUACCCUGUUUUCCCGUGGGUGUUGGCGGACUACACUAGCGAGGAGCUUGACCUCAACAACCCUGCUACAUUCAGAGACUUGUCGAAGCCAAUGGGCGCGCAGUCUCCAUCUCGUGCGGCCGACUUUGCUUUGCGCUACAAGAGCUUGGCGGAGAUCGGUGAGACGCCCUUUCACUACGGGACUCACUAUUCGUCUGCCAUGAUUGUCUCAUCCUACUUGAUCCGACUUCCCCCGUUCGUCCAAUCCUUUAUCCUGCUCCAGGGAGGAACCUUCGAUCAUCCAGACCGGCUAUUCUUCUCGAUUGAAGGAGCCUGGACUUCCGCAUCACGAGAUAAUGGGUCGGAUGUCCGUGAGCUGAUACCAGAGUUCUUUUACCUACCGGACUUCCUGACCAACAUCAACGGUUAUAACUUUGGAGUCCGUCAGGGAGGUGGGGGCAGGGUUGACAACGUUGUACUGCCGCCGUGGGCGAAGGGAGAUCCAAAGAUUUUUAUCGCCAAGCACCGCGAGGCCUUGGAGUGUCCAUAUGUCAGCCAGAGGCUGCAUCAGUGGAUCGAUCUCGUCUUCGGCUACAAGCAACGGGGGGAUGUGGCUGUGGAGAACCUCAACGUGUUCCAUCCCCUAUCAUACAAGGGCGCUAGAGACUUGGAUAACAUCACUGACCCCCAAGAGCGGCUGAUAACAACGGGCAUCAUCCACAACUUUGGCCAGACACCGCAUCAGAUUUUUACGAAGCCUCAUCCGGCAAGGGAACACGAGCGAUGCCCCAUCAAACGGCUGGACACUUCUGUUCAAGCUUUGGCCAAGCUGCCGUACCCGCUUCUAGAAAGUCGAGAACGCGUAGCUUCGCUCAUCUAUGUGCCUAAGCUCGACCGUCUUCUUUGCUCAUCUCCAUUCCGUCUCAAUCUCUCGCCGCACUACGACAAAUUCUUGGAAUGGGGCUAUGCGGACAACAGCGUGCGGUUCUACUUCAGCGACAACAGAAAGCCGGCCGGGUUGUUCGAGAACCUGCACAUCGGCCAAAUCUCGACGCUCACUUUUGCCGACUCCAAGACACUCAUCACGGCAGGCGAGGACUGCGUGGUGUCGGUGUACAUGGUGCAUUCGGCCCCCGGAAAGUCCGUCGAGCUGCACCCGCGGUCAUCCCUCUUCGGGCACAAGACGCCCGUGACAAACAUUGCCGUCUCCAAGGCCUUCAGCACGAUUCUCACCGUCUCGCAGGACGGCGUUGCCUUCCUCUGGGAUUUGAACCGUCUCGAGUUCAUCCGCAAACUGCCCGUCGCGCGGCCCGGAGUGGAAUGCGCGCAGAUCAAUGACGUGACGGGUGACGUGAUGCUCUGUAGCGGCCAACAUGUCCUGCUGUACACCCUCAACGGCGAGCUCAUUUUGGACCAGAACGUCUGCAACCCCGAGGCCGCUCAGCCUCAGGAGUCUCAGACACAGACUCAUCACCAUGCCCGAGAUGACUUUGUGCACUCGUGCGCCUUCUACGAGGGCUCGGCGGGUGGCGCGGGCAACGAGUGGCUGGAGAACCAGCUCGUUUUUACGGGCCACAAGAGAGGAGUGGUGAACGUGUGGCGCAAGACGGUCGACCGAGGGACGGGGAAAUGGGUGCUCGAGUUUUUGAGGCGGCUCGAUCAUGUCAACUCCAAGAGUGAAACGGGGGCGAACGUCGAAGCGGCUAUCACGUGCAUUGCGCCGAUGGCAACGCUGGUCUAUACCGGGGACGAUGAUGGGAGGGUGUAUGAGUGGAAUCUGGUCCAGCGCGAGAGGUGAGAAGUGAAAAAGGGGGAGAGCAUUGGGAAACGGGCGGAUAAAAAGGGAACGGAAAAGAGGGGGAGAAAUGAAAGGAAAGAAAAGAGAUGGGUUGAAUAUAGAGCAGCGGAAAUGGACGCGGCGGAUGUCUGGAGGGUUGAGAAAGCAGCCCGGUGGCUGUUCUGUGAUGACUGUAUUGGAGUUUGGGCUGGCCCUGGCUUGCUGGCCGAUGAUGAGCCGUGCUUAGACGAGUUUUAUGCAUGCCGCCUUAGAAUUGAAUGCG
Canariomyces notabilis is the source of this 8560-nucleotide messenger RNA. RefSeq names its product beach-domain-containing protein. The record is from RefSeq and is a predicted model, not a curated record. Lineage: Eukaryota; Fungi; Ascomycota; Sordariomycetes; Sordariales; Chaetomiaceae. Gene Ontology annotation, molecular function: protein binding. The transcript has 7 exons. The coding region runs from base 433 to 8298 and encodes 2621 amino acids.